AUGCAAGAAAGGAAAUCCGAGAUAGUCCUUCUAACGGUAAUUGUUAUUCCGAAAACUUGCUCUCCGCAUGAAAAGCGGAGACUCCUGUUUAUGUACGUAAAACGCAGAGUCAGAAUUGUGUUCACAACUCAAGAAAGGGCUAAUAAACUCUUGGAUAUGAUGAAGUGCAUAAAGAUAAAGGAGACGGGGUUCAAAACUACCUUGAGAGUUUCAGGAAAAAAGUCUAGAGGAAAGCUGGAAUUGUAUGCACUGCAAAGAUGGGAGCUGGAGAGCGGUGACGAUAAGGUUAUCAGCGUUGCGCCAUUUAGCCCCGCACGUGAGCCGCCUUUCUCCACUGCCAUGGCUUCGGGGAUUAAUGUACCUGCUAUAGUGGGGCAUAAAACGUCUGAGAUAUUGUUUCUCGGUUCGUGUGACGCCUGCUAUUGGUAUGGAAAAAUUCUGGAAGAAUAUUGGAAGUUUAGGACAGAAGUGAAGGCUAACAUUGUCUCUGAAAUCCCCAAAAGUACCUUUUGUUUGUCUAUCCAAUGUAUCGGCGGUGCAUCGGCGAUGUUCCCCUCACGCCAGAUGGUGCCAGCGCUCCGAAUUAAACUCUUGAGUCUAUGA
Molecule: messenger RNA, 603 nt
Organism: Lindgomyces ingoldianus
Lineage: Eukaryota; Fungi; Ascomycota; Dothideomycetes; Pleosporales; Lindgomycetaceae
Exons: 5
Coding region: 1-603 (200 amino acids)
Source: RefSeq, a predicted model, not a curated record